Molecule: messenger RNA, 1640 nt
Organism: Sphaeramia orbicularis (orbiculate cardinalfish)
Lineage: Eukaryota; Metazoa; Chordata; Actinopteri; Kurtiformes; Apogonidae
Product: gonadotropin-releasing hormone II receptor-like
Exons: 4
Coding region: 218-1498 (426 amino acids)
Biological process (GO): cellular response to hormone stimulus; G protein-coupled receptor signaling pathway
Cellular component (GO): plasma membrane
Molecular function (GO): peptide binding; G protein-coupled receptor activity; protein-hormone receptor activity
Source: RefSeq, a predicted model, not a curated record
GGCAGAGGUGUCCGCACAGCAGCUACCCUGCAAGUUGUUUCUAUUAAACCUGCAUAAGGAAAAUACACUGACUUGACCACGGGGAAGCUUGUUUUCAGUUGUUGUUUUUAAGGUUCCGCGCGAAUGGCUGAACCCACCAUUCCAGUGCAUUCUUUUCAUCAGCGCUGACCUUCAUGGUGAAUGAGCAGAAUGUUGCUUCCUUUUCAAGCUCCAGAAAAUGAACACCACCCUCUGUGACCCUGCAGCGACUAUGUUUCACCUGAUGACACAGUACUACGCGAACACCAGCUGCAACUGCUCCUCACCCCCAUCCAACUGGACGGAAGGGGGCGAUGCCUUGCAGCUACCCACGUUCACCACAGCGGCUAAAGUCAGGGUGAUAAUUACCUUCAUUCUGUGUGGUGUAUCAGCCUUUUGCAACCUGGCUGUGCUGUGGGCGGCACACAGCGAUAGCAAACGUAAAUCCCACGUCAGAGUCCUGAUCAUCAACCUGACAGUGGCUGAUCUGCUGGUGACCUUCAUUGUGAUGCCUGUGGAUGCUGUGUGGAACAUCACAGUUCAGUGGCUUGCUGGGGACUUUGCCUGCAGGCUACUGAUGUUUCUUAAGCUGCAAGCAAUGUACUCCUGUGCCUUUGUCACAGUGGUGAUCAGUCUGGAUCGGCAGUCGGCUAUACUAAACCCUCUGGCAAUCAGUGAGGCCAGAAAGAGAAACAGAGUCAUGCUGGCGGUGGCGUGGAGUAUGAGCGUGAUGCUGUCGGUCCCUCAGGCUUUCCUUUUUCACAAUGUGACCAUCAAUGAUCCAGAGGACUUCACUCAGUGCUCCACGCAUGGAAGUUUUCUCACCCACUGGCAUGAAACAGCCUACAACAUGUUCACUUUCUCCUGCCUGUUCCUGCUGCCACUGGUCAUCAUGAUCACCUGUUACACCAGGAUCUUCUGUGAAAUUUCCAUGCGACUGAAAAAGGACAACCUUCAGUCCAAUGAGAUACAUUUGAGGUGUUCAAAGAAUAACAUCCCGCGAGCCCGGAUGAGGACUCUUAAAAUGAGCAUUGUGAUAGUGGUGUCUUUCAUCGUCUGCUGGACUCCGUACUACCUGCUGGGACUGUGGUACUGGUUCUUUCCUGACGACCUGGAGGGGAAGGUCUCCCACUCGCUGACCCACAUCCUGUUCAUAUUCGGGCUGGUCAACGCCUGCCUGGAUCCAGUCAUCUACGGCCUGUUUACCAUUCACUUCCGAAAGGGGCUCCGGAGGUUUUACCACAAGGCCACCAAAGCAUCAGACCUUGAAAACAACACAGUUAUAACUGGAUCUAUCACUUGUGCUGCCAAUUCUUUCCAGCUGCAAAAAGAGGCAAACUCUAACAGCCAGGAGAGUUUUAUGUUGUGCAUUAAUGACGGCAAGAAAGCUGAGUGUGUGUCACAGAAGAGCAGCUUUUUAACAGCAGACAAUGUUGCAGAGAGGGAUUACAUCCAGUCCAACACUGAGAGCAUCAUAUGACAGGAAUGCAGAAUAGAGGCUAUCUCACAUGUAUUUCUACUGUUGUGUAAUUGUAUUAUUUAUUUAAAUUUAUUUUGUGGUUGAUAUGUUGGCUCUGUAUUACCUACUGUCUUUUUGACUUCACAAAUAUCCACACGCUUUC